Papaver somniferum (opium poppy) is the source of this 1927-nucleotide messenger RNA. Its product is annotated as transcription factor VOZ1-like. Lineage: Eukaryota; Viridiplantae; Streptophyta; Magnoliopsida; Ranunculales; Papaveraceae. Gene Ontology annotation, biological process: regulation of DNA-templated transcription; positive regulation of long-day photoperiodism, flowering. The record is from RefSeq and is a predicted model, not a curated record. The transcript has a single exon. Bases 311 to 1708 code for a protein of 465 amino acids.
CAAAAACGGUAGGUGUAGUAGUGGAGACAUCGGAACCAGAAUCUAAUCUAACCGGUUUUCUAAAGCCAUUUACUCUCGGUCCAAAACCGUCUCCUCGAGUAUUUCCUUUUCUUAUUUCAUUAAGGGUUUCUAUUCUUCUUUCCUUACAAUGCCUCGAUUAGGGUUUCCUUAAUCGUAUAAAACUCUUGAGUACACAAUUCAAUCAACACUACCAGUUCUAUAUAUAUGCACCAUCAACACUGUGGUUAUUAGAUGAUCUAUAGGAGGUGAAAUUAGGGUUCAAUUGGGUUUGAGUUUAUAGAAAUUGACCAUGAAGAACUCAAAGGAUAGUGGUGGGAAAUCUGAUUCUCAUAAGUUAUUCAAAGAGAAGGAAAAGAAUCGGGUAGAUGAUCUUCAAUCAGUAAUCACAAAUCUACAGUCUGCUCUUCAAGAGAGUCGUUCUGGGGAUGUUUCUGUUCUUCAAAAACAGGCUCAUCAGAUGUUGCGGGAGUGGAAAGAUGAACUUGAUGAACCUUCUCCGGCUUCUUCUUCUUUACUUGGUGGUGCUAGUUUGGGAGGUACAUUCUCUACUGCGGAACUUUGUCGAUUAUUGGAACAUUGUGAUGAAGAAGAUGAUGCAACUAGCGCUUUAAAAGAAAUUGUUAACCCUAACCCUGAGUCUCAGGCGCUUGAGGCGUUUGAAGCGCCUAGGCUUGAUGUUGGUACGUUUGCUGGAGAUAUUAAUUCUAAUUUGUUUCAUGAUGAUAGUUACUUUUUGAAUCAAGUACCACAAGAACAUGGGUAUGAAUUGUAUGAUCAAGGGGUUGGUCAGCAUGGGGAGUCUCCUUCAGUGAUGCAACCAAACAUGUUUAACAACUAUGAGGCUUUUAAUGAGUUCGACUUGGAUCAAUUUGAUUUGCAUCAGGAAUUCGACCGGAACCUUAGCAUUGAUUUUGAUGGUACAAAGCAAUGUGGAGAAGAUGCUGGGCAGAGUAGCUCACAGGCUGGUCCUAAUAUGCGUUUUCCAACUUCUGGGAUCUCAGGUCCUAAAUGUGCACUUUGGGAUUGUACAAGGCGUGCUCAAGGAUCUGAGUGGUAUCAAGAUUAUUGCAGUAGCUCACAUGCUGGCCUAGCCAUGGAAGAAGGAGCUCUUGGCAUGACUCCUGUUGUACGGCCGGGUAUAGACCUAAAAGAUGGUCCAUUAUUAGCUGCUCUCAAAGCUAAGGUACAGGGCAAAGAUGUUGGUAUUCCAGAAUGCGAGGGAGCUGCUACCACCAAGUGCCCAUGGAAUGCUCCAGAGCUAUUCGACUUUUCCCUUGGAGAUGGUGAAACAAUCAGGGAGUGGCUCUUUUUUGAUAAGCCACAGAGAGCAUUUGAAAGCGGGACUAGAAAGAAGAGGUCAUUACCAGAUUACACUGGGCGUGGUUGGCACGAGUCAAGGAAACAACAGAUGAAGGAAUUCGACGGUUUAAAGAGAUCCUACUAUAUGGACCCACAACCAUUGGAAGGUUUUGAUUGGCACCUGUUCGAGUAUGAGCUAAACAACUGUGAUGUGUGCGCUCUAUAUAGGCUAGAGUUCAAGAUUGUCGAUGGAAAGAAGAAGAGCCCGAAAGUAAAAGUAACCAAUGAUGAUCCAGUUGCACAUCUGCAGAAGCAAAUGGGGAAGUUAACUGCCGAUGUUCCUGCAGAAAACAAGCCAUCAGUUAAGAGUAAGCCAAAGGGUAAAUGAUAAUCUACUAUUUACUUAAAGACUGACUGGUCCAAUAACUGAAUUCCCAGCACAAGUUAUCCUUUUUUGCUUAAAAGAUAGUGUGUAUAGUUUUUUCUUUUACUGCAGUCAGAGUCUCAUUCUGCAGUACUGCAUGGACAGUGGUUAACUCCUGACACUAAAUCUAAGUUACAUUUUAUAAAUCUGUGCACGAUUUUCUUUUAUAAAGUCUUAAGUCCA